Molecule: messenger RNA, 726 nt
Organism: Fusarium fujikuroi IMI 58289
Lineage: Eukaryota; Fungi; Ascomycota; Sordariomycetes; Hypocreales; Nectriaceae
Exons: 2
Coding region: 1-726 (241 amino acids)
Source: RefSeq, a predicted model, not a curated record
AUGGCUCACCAACAAGAAUACCCGCAGCAUCAACAAGCGAUACAACCCCCAAGCAAUGACAGAGGGGCGUUUCCAGGCGGUACCUACAGCAUCGCCCACCGCGACACCAACGCCGUGCUCAAUGUGGAUCUCCAGCAAGGCGCCGUGGUGCGCUCCAAGUCAGGUGCCAUGAUUCACAUGUCUGGCUCUAUUGAGUUAGCUGGAAAGUCCAAAUUUUCUCUGGGUAAGCUCUUCACCGGUGGUAACCUGUACGAGUCGACGUAUACCGGCCCCGGACGCAUCGCGCUUGGUCCAACGCUGUUUGGGGAUAUCAUUACCCUGCAUGUUGAUGGUCACCAGUCUUGGACCAUCGGCAGAGACGCUUUCCUCGCCUGCACUUCCGAGGUUAGCAAGAAGAGGGAGACUCAGGGUAUUGGCAAGGCGCUGUUCUCGGGGGAGGAUCUCUUUGUCUUUCGUAUUGAGGGUCAAGGAAUUAUGUGGCUGACAAGUUUUGGUGCUGUCGACCGACUGGACCUUCGGCCUGGAGAACAACAUAUUGUUGAUAACGGGCAUCUUGUGGCUUGGAGCUGCAAGUACUCCAUCGAAAAGGCUGGUGGAGGAGCUAUGACCGGAUUGAAGACGGGCGAAGGUCUGGUAUGCCGUUUCACUGGCCCUGGCUCAGUUUAUGUACAGACCCGAAACAUGGAUGAGUUUCAAUCAUUUAUCAAGGCAACUGUCGGAGCCUAG